Messenger RNA from Peronospora farinosa, 1167 nucleotides. Lineage: Eukaryota; Oomycota; Peronosporomycetes; Peronosporales; Peronosporaceae. The record is from the annotation of a GenBank genome assembly.
AUGCUCGCUCGAAGCACCAAAUCUCUUGGUCGUGUGGCCUCAGCACGCACCUUUUCCACUGGAAAUGACAUUAAACUUUCGAACCUUAUAAUCGAUCGUACGUCUAAUCCAAAGACAAAAGUACCCAAAGAAGAGCUUCAGUUUGGCAAAACAUUUACGGAUCAUAUGCUCGAAGUAGAUUGGGAAGUUGGGAAAGGAUGGGGCAACCCUAUGAUUCGUCCUUAUGGUCUUCUAUCAAUCGAUCCAGCUAGUGCUGUAUUGCACUAUGCUCUUGAGUGUUUUGAAGGCAUGAAGGCUUAUAUUGACGCUGAGGGUCACGUGCGACUUUUUCGUCCGGAUAUGAACAUGAAACGUCUUAACAAGUCGAUGAAACGUCUAUUGCUACCAGAAUUUGAUGGAGAUGAGCUUCUUAAAUGUCUAGCAGAACUCAUUCGUCUCGAUAAGGACUGGGUACCAACGGGUGAAGGUUAUUCGCUCUAUAUUCGUCCUACGGGUAUCAGCACUCAAGCUUCGAUCGGUGUCGGGAUUAGUGAAAAAGCCAAGCUUUUCAUCAUCUUGUCACCUGUUGGACCAUAUUACCCCGAGGGAUUUAACCCUGUAAAGUUGUGUGCCAAUGACCGGUACAUUCGUGCAUGGCCUGGAGGUACAGGUGGCCACAAGGUUGGAGCAAAUUACGCUCCAGGGAUUCUGCCACAAUACUCUGCAAGUAAACAGGGCUACUCGCAAAAUUUGUGGAUCUUUGGACCUGACCAUGAGAUCACAGAGGUCGGCACUAUGAACUUGUUUAUCCACUGGAUUAAUGAACAGGGUGAGAAAGAACUUAUUACACCACCACUUACGCGCGGUGAUAUUCUGCCAGGCAUUACGCGGGAUUCGAUCUUGCACUUGACACGUGAGUGGAACGAGUUUAAGGUGACGGAGGGCAAUAUCAAUAUGAAACAGUUGCAGAAGGCCAGCAAGGAGGACCGCGUUCUCGAGAUUUUUGGCUCAGGUACUGCUGCAGUCGUCUCGCCUGUGUCGACUAUCAACUACAUGCACAAAGAUCUGGUUAUUCCGCUUGAUGGUACGGACGGCAAGGCUGGCAAGCUCGCCGAGCGUAUCUGGAAGGAGCUGUCCGAUAUACAGUAUGGCCGUCGCGAGCAUCCGUGGUCGAUUGUUGUGGACUAA